Molecule: messenger RNA, 897 nt
Organism: Coniosporium apollinis CBS 100218
Lineage: Eukaryota; Fungi; Ascomycota; Dothideomycetes
Exons: 5
Coding region: 1-897 (298 amino acids)
Source: RefSeq, a predicted model, not a curated record
AUGACCGCCCUCCAACGACAGCUAGACUCAGGCGCCGUGCCUAACCACAUAUCCAAUGUCUGUCCCGAAGGCACCAAGAUGUAUCUCCUCGAAGUCGGCUGGCUUGAGUGCGAUGAAGGCUUCGUGACUCGAGGCGGCAACACGAGCUUGAAGAGCACCGAGGACAAGACUUUCGUCAACAAGCGUCGCGAGCUGCCCAUGUACUGCGUGUUGAUCGACCACCCUCACGAAGGAGUCAUCUUAUGGGAGACUGGCUGCGGGAAAGACUAUCCGGAGGUAUGGGGAGCUCAGGUCGCGGACGUCUUUGCACGUGUGCGAUACGAGCCCAAGCACGAGCUUAAGGCGGCUGUUGAAGCUACGGGCCACAAGCUUGAAGAUGUGAAGAAGAUUAUUCUUGGCCACAUGCACUUGGACCAUGCCGGUGGGCUUGACAUGUUUCUAGACCGGAAAGACGUCGAGAUCUGGGUACACGACAAGGAACUCCGCUCGGCGUUCUGGUCCGUUGCGACUGGCGCAGAUGUGGGGGUAUACUUGGAACACUAUAUGAAGCUGAGCCUAAACUGGAAAACAUUCGAUGAGCGGACAAUGGACUUCUGCCAGGGCAUCACCCUGCAUCAUCUUCCAGGACACACAGACGGGCUCGUCGGCAUGCAAAUCAACCUGCGCGACAGUGGCACCUACCUCUUCAUCAGCGACCACUGCCACGUGAUUGAGAAUUGGCGCGACGGUGUGCCUCAAGGUUGGCUUGCCAGAGAUCAUCCGGCAUGGUUCCAGAGUACUCAGCGACUCAAGCGCCUGGAAAAGACGACACGGGGACGCGUGAUACCUGGACACGACAAGGAGACUUUCCUUCAGCUGCAGAGCGAGGGCACGGGUUCUGAAUGCAUGUUCACCUAA